CCUUGGUCUGUGUAUAUGUUCCAUAUAUUUAAGGCGGUUUUGUUACAUGUGUUGGUUGAGUUCAACACCCCAAUACAUGCCUUGCAAGUAGCUAGCUUUUGGAAAUACAAAUCCAAUCUUCCAACCAUAUAUCAGACACAUUCCCACCGACCUCUCUCCUCCUUAUAAUUCUCUUCCUUAUUCACUUAAUCUUCUUAUCUCUCUCUCUCUCGCCUCUCUCUUCUCUCUCUUCCACCAUUGUUCUUAUCCUCUUUCUCUUUCUUCUUCAUCUUCGUCAUUUUCUUCAUCAUCGUCUUCUUCUUCUUUCUUCAGCUACUGCUUGUCCUGCAAUAUUAACCAUGGUUUCUGCUGAUGCUGCACGAACCGUAGUUGGUAUCAUAGGAAACAUCAUCUCCCUUUUCUUGUUCUUGUCUCCAGUGCCAACUUUCAUUCGGAUAUUGAAGAAAAGAUCGGUGGAGCAAUAUUCACCAGCUCCAUACCUAGCAACCUUAAUAAACUGCAUGGUAUGGACCCUGUACGGACUGCCCAUGGUUCACCCAGGAAGCAUACUGGUUGUGACCAUUAAUGGCUCAGGGACCGCCAUCGAGUGCGUCUACAUCAUCCUCUUCUUCAUUUUCUCGGACAAGAAGAAGAGGCUCAAAGUGUCUCUGGUUGUGCUCUUUGAGAUUGUAUUCGUUGGUUGUCUGAGCCUUCUGGUUUUAACCCUUGCUCACACUCACAAAAAGAGAUCUUUGGUUGUUGGCAUGGUUUGUAUUCUCUUUAACAUCAUGAUGUAUGCUUCUCCCUUGGCUGUCAUGAAACUGGUGAUCACCACAAAAAGCGUGGAGUAUAUGCCAUUUUUCCUCUCCUUGGCCUCCUUUGCUAAUGGCCUUGCCUGGACUGCCUACGCUCUCAUCCGUUUUGACCUCUUUAUCACUGUACCCAAUGGGCUUGGAACAUUGUUUGGCUUGGCCCAGCUGCUUCUCUACGCAGCAUACUACAAGUCCACAAAGAGACAGAUGGAAGCAAGGAAAACCAAAGAAGUUGAUUUUUCAGAGAUUAUUGUGGCUGGAGAUCAACAAGUGUCCAAGAAAACAGCCGCUGCUGCUCCAACUCAGAUCAAGAGUGGUCCUACUACUCAUGAGAACCAUGGGACAUAAUGAUAGAAAAGCUCUGAUUUUCUCUCCACCGCCGGAUCAUACUGGGACCCCCCACCACCAGAAAAAAUAGAAAUUAAUUUUAACUAAAUAUAAAUCAAGAGUGACAGUCCAUUUACCAUAAUAUGGGCAUGAAACGUGUAAUAUUUUGUCCUUGUUUUUUUAUAACCUGUGGAAUGUUAACCCACUAGAAAUAUCCUUCUCUACA
Messenger RNA from Ziziphus jujuba (common jujube), 1344 nucleotides. RefSeq names its product bidirectional sugar transporter SWEET4. The record is from RefSeq and is a predicted model, not a curated record. Gene Ontology annotation, cellular component: membrane. Gene Ontology annotation, molecular function: sugar transmembrane transporter activity. Lineage: Eukaryota; Viridiplantae; Streptophyta; Magnoliopsida; Rosales; Rhamnaceae. The coding region runs from base 339 to 1139 and encodes 266 amino acids. The transcript has 5 exons. Gene Ontology annotation, biological process: carbohydrate transport.